Messenger RNA from Daldinia caldariorum, 1784 nucleotides. RefSeq names its product eukaryotic mitochondrial regulator protein-domain-containing protein. Lineage: Eukaryota; Fungi; Ascomycota; Sordariomycetes; Xylariales; Hypoxylaceae. The transcript is spliced from 2 exons. Gene Ontology annotation, biological process: mitochondrial translation. The coding region runs from base 708 to 1721 and encodes 337 amino acids. Gene Ontology annotation, cellular component: mitochondrial small ribosomal subunit. Gene Ontology annotation, molecular function: structural constituent of ribosome. The record is from RefSeq and is a predicted model, not a curated record.
GAUUCUUCACAGUGCUCUUGCCAUCAUUUGAUUGUUGAUUGGUUACAUCCCGCAGCGAGAGUCUGUUUUGAUUGGUUGGUACUCUGUAGAUCGGCAUCUUCGAUUGGGUGCAUCUCCAAGGCCCCGUUCCACCAAAACGUUUUCAUUGGCCGCAUCUUCAUGUUUGCAGUCGCCCAACUACCUAACCCCUGUUACGAGUACGAAGCAAGCCACAUCCAGUGCCACGGCUUUCAAAGACUGAUAGCAGCUAAUUUCAAUCGAACCUAUAAAUCUUUAGCACUGACAUCGUAUGUAGAAUAGUAUGUAGGUAGAGUUCUGGUCUAGAAGAUAUUUUGUUCAUGAACGGAGCAUAUGUCCCAAUAGGUAUGUUGUUAAAAGAAAAGAAUUCGAGCUCGGAUUUUUCUUGGGAUCGAAAUCUUAUCUGCCAUGCCCCUCAACCCCACCAUGUACAAUAUGUAGGUACUGCAUGUUCCUAAGACGGGUAUCACGCUAUUUUGUAGCACAGGAAAAAAAAGCCAACAACCUUGGAACGACGGGAACCUCGGGAUCCAUAGACCGUUCGAAUGUUAUUCCAGCUCCGGUACCCCCACCAGUGGGUUUUUUUUUUGCAUCCAAGAUUUUUUUUUUCACCUACGGGUGGAUUUCCCAAUUAAUAUAAAAGCUUCAUCCUCACCCUCCCGUGAGUCGAGCUGUCAUAUGCUCCUGCGAUGCCACCACGCAUACCAGGCCCGUCGACGGUAUCAUCCGCCUUGACCCGAUGUACCGUCCCAUCGGCCUCAAGUAGAUGCCAACCACAGCAGCAACAGCAGCAAUGGCCUGCUCAGAGCAUAGCUAGCUUUUCCACCACUCCUGCCCGCCCGCGCUUCACCAAGAUCCGCCGUGUCUUCAGGACUUGGAUCAAUGGCCCCGGCUCUAACUUCCGUAAGCACAUUCCCGGCGGCACCAAUUAUCUCCAGUCCCCCUUCGAUAACGAACGGAAUGUCGACCGCCCUUUUCCCCUCAAUAAACAUUUCAAAAGCGAGCCCGUCUUAGAUGAUCGCGCGAGGGAAUUCAUAUGGUCUAAAAUCAUGAAAGAUGGCGAGACGGUCAAAGCCGUCUCUGCCGAACUGGGCGUUGAUAUUAGGCGAGUAGCAGCUGUGGUGAGGCUAAAGGAAGUUGAGAAAGACUGGGUGGCCAAGGGAAAGAGAUUGGCGACGCCAUAUGCCAAAGCUGUGCUAGGCAUGCUGCCGACGCACACUUUCACACCAGAAAGGAGGAAUGAGCCAUUCGAGCCCAUAAACGAGCUGCACGUACACCCGUACACUACAAAGCAGAUCUUCUGGCCGACGUCCGAAUCGCGUCACUUCACGCGUGCCGACGCGGCCAAAGCCUUCCACCCCAACUUGCUCUCCGCGGAUGAACGUGUCCCCCACCCGGAGUUGAUCCAGAUGGAGAAGGAGCUUCUGCAGGGGCGGCCGCUGUGGGACGCGAGUGAGAGGUUCAAGCAGGCCGCGAUGGAGUCGGAGAGGAAAGCUGCCAAUAAGCAGGCUGCAAAGGCCGCUCUAGAGGAGAAAUACACUACCCGAGUGCAUUCUAACCGCUUCGAAUUCCGCUUUAAGCAGAUUAACUCGGAGAACGUCGGCCCCAAGGGCAGGGCACGGAACGCCGUCGGCUGGAGAUAUGGUGCGCCAUACUAUGACCGUGCCAAGGGCGAAAUCAAGAUUCCUACUUCGGUUCCUUGAUUUAGCAUUAGGCAAAAAUACCAUGCCGGUUAUUUUAAUGGUUAUUUUGAGCGUAAUCCAUAU